AUGCAAGCACCGAACCCCAGCGCCGGUCCUUCUGGAGCAAGAGCGAAAGCAAUCCCGACUCUCAGAGAUUCCGUGGUUGUUUCUAGCAGCUCCGCAGGUCUACGACAACCGCCAAAGCGCAAGAUCGAGAUCACCAACGACGACCAGUCGCUCUUGAAUAUCGAAUUUGACAUUGAUUUGGGACUCUUGAAACGAAACAUUCCGCCCCGCGAACUUUUCGAGGAAGAUAACGAAGCAUGGGACUGGGAGCAAGAAUUCUCCAAAAUCGCUGCUGAAUUUUCCGCGCAGCAGUCUGCCAGCAGCGCAAAACAGUCAAAGAAAGAGGUUAACAAGCAGGUUUCGUCUGUGCCAGCUUCCGCCCCGAUUCGCCUGUAA
Oikopleura dioica is the source of this 375-nucleotide messenger RNA. The record is from the annotation of a GenBank genome assembly. NCBI's taxonomy places the organism in Eukaryota, Metazoa, Chordata, Appendicularia, Copelata, Oikopleuridae.